ACGGCAAGCGUUUCCCUCUGGAUUCUGUACUGUUCUGAGAAAAGAUCACUAUAUCAAAAUUUCACCUCGAUUUUUGGAUGCACCGAUGAGAGAUCCAGUUUUUACAGGGACUGCCAUGGCUUAUCACCCCUUCCACGCUCACCGGCCGACAGACUUUCCCAUGUCAGCUUUCCUAGCGGCCGCUCAGCCGUCUUUCUUCCCGGCGCUGACACUUCCUCCCGGGGCUCUCACUAAGCCGAUUCCGGACCAUACCCUGGCUGGAGCCGCGGAGGCUGGGCUCCAUCCGGCUCUGAGUCACCAUCAUCAGGCAGCUCAUCUCCGCAGUCUCAAGAGCCUAGAACCGGAGGAAGAGGUCGAGGAUGACCCAAAAGUCACACUGGAAGCAAAGGAUCUGUGGGACCAGUUCCACAAAUUAGGAACAGAGAUGGUUAUUACGAAAUCGGGCAGGAGGAUGUUCCCUCCUUUCAAGGUCCGAAUAAACGGCCUUGAUAAAAAAGCGAAAUACAUAUUAUUACUGGACAUAGUCGCUGCCGACGACUGUCGCUACAAGUUCCAUAACUCUCGCUGGAUGGUAGCGGGAAAGGCCGACCCGGAGAUGCCCAAACGAAUGUAUAUACAUCCGGAUAGUCCAGCUACGGGGGAGCAGUGGAUGGCGAAGCCUGUUGCUUUUCAUAAACUCAAGUUAACCAACAAUAUUUCAGACAAACAUGGAUUUACAAUUCUGAAUUCAAUGCACAAAUACCAGCCUAGGUUCCAUAUUGUGAGAGCAAACGACAUUCUGAAGCUUCCAUACAGCACAUUCAGGACGUAUGUGUUUCCUGAGACGGAUUUCAUCGCUGUCACUGCGUAUCAAAACGACAAGAUAACACAGCUGAAGAUUGAUAAUAAUCCUUUUGCCAAAGGCUUCAGAGACACAGGAAAUGGAAGGAGAGAGAAAAGGAAACAACUGAGCCUUCCAUCUUUACGCAUGUAUGAGGAUCAAUGCAAAGUGGACCGAGAUGGCGGAGACUCCGAUGCUUCGUCGAGUGAACCUGCCACAGGAAGAGAUGUUGGUCACUCACCAAUCGGACCUGUGUCCAGCCCACUUAGGUUUAGUCGAAACAGUCGAGAAGAGAAAACUUGCACUGAUAGUGAGCACGAACUUGACCAUCAAGAUGAGCGGUGCGGAGGAUCGAGUCCUGUGCCUGAACCCCCUUCGUCGUUUAGUCCAAGAUGUGAGGAUCGCAUGAAAGACAGGCCUAGUCUGGAGAAGAAAGACGACUACCCGGACUCGAGAAAGCAGAGCGACUCGAUAUUUAGCAUAAGAAACUUGGAAAAGGACAAAUCGGAGAACAGACACAGGAAAGACACAGAAUCGUCUAAAAAGGACAUGGAUAACGGGGGUUUAAGUGGGAGCAAAGAUAGCUUCUCCCCUCUCAUGGUACAAACAGAGAGCCCCUCUCACUUCGGUGCAGGGCAUCUGCAAAGCCUUGCUCUCUCCGGCCUGCACAGUCAACAGUUUUUUAACCCUUUAAACACUGGGCAACCUCUGCUAUUCCACCCUGGGCAAUUCGCUAUGGCACCUGGAGCUUUUUCGGCCAUGGGUAUGGGACAUCUGUUGGCUUCAGUUUCCGGAGCAAGUGGUUUGGAAAAUGGCAGCCUGUCUGCUCAAGGAACUGGGAGCACACCGAGUCCCUUCUCCUUUCCACUGUCUCAACACAUGCUAGCGUCUCAGGGCAUUCCGAUGCCAACCUUCGGCGGAUUGUUUCCGUAUCCUUAUACCUACAUGGCUGCGGCUGCCGCAGCAGCCUCUGCCCUGCCCAACAGCAGCUCUGCUUCCUCGCUCUCCAGGAAUCCUUUUUUGAGCAGCCCCCGUCCGCGUCUGCGCUUCAGCCCGUACCAGAUCCCCGUAUCUAUCCCUCAAAGCACAAACCUGCUCACCACGGGAUUGCCAACCGGCCUAAACCCUUCAUCGGAAUCCUCAAAAUCCGGUAGCAGAGAGGCGAGUCCAGUGCCUGAUCAGCAUAACCACAAAGGAGCCAUUCAGAGGAACGGCUCCCCCAAAGCGGCAAUGAAGGAAUCUAUUAACGAACUCCAAAACAUACAGAGACUAGUCAGCGGCCUGGAAAGUCAAAGAGAGAUAUCUACACCAAGGGACUCCCCAAAAUGAUCAAACGUCCUCAAAAACCUAUCCAGGGCAUGACUUGAAUUACCAGAGGAUGUUAUGAACUGGUUAUCUGCGGUAAAUUUCGAUGUGUACCAUUUUACGCAUGGAUGGUUGGAGUGGCAAAGGCAAACGGGAGUCAGCAUGCAUUGUUGUUUUGGGUGUGCUUAUAUAUCAGAGAAAAAAUCAAACAUUUUGCAAAGACAGUAGAAUUGACAACCAAAUUAAUUUAUUGAAUGAGACAUGACUUGAGGCUCUAUCGGCGGAAACUUGAACAGAUACUAUAAAUGCUGCGAAGACAAUCCACAGAUAAUAAUUUACAUCAUGGGGUGUGCAUACUGAAAAAGGAAAAAAACAAACAAACAAAAACAAAACAAAAAACAAAACACACCAACAGCCUGAAGAUGUCGACGAAGAGAUAGAUGGAACGGACAAAUGUUUUGUGGCGGGAGGCGUGCUUUGCAAAUAAAAUCUUUGCGUAAAUCAUUAGGAGUCCAAAUGAUCACUGUGCGCUGCAGGGUGACUGAGUUGAACAUCAUACAGACCUGUAGAUUUACAGGAAAACAAGCUACAUCCAAAUGAAGUGUAUUUCAAAAGGGAUUGAAAUAAAACUUGUGACAGAUAGUUAUGGCCGUUUGUAAUAGCCUAUGUGACGGACAAUUGUACCUGAACUAUUUAUGUAAUUAAAAGAGAAAUAAUCCUGUAAAUAAGCUAUAAGGAUACAAGAAUAUGCAAAUUGGUAUUAAUUUAUUCAAAGCUGUACAUUUGCGUGUACAUAAUAUUUAGAGUUUAACUCAUUGCUUUUUUUUUUCAUUUUACAUGAACGUAUAUUGUAAAUGAAAGCUAUUUAGCGCUUGUUGGUUUGAAACAGAAGGUAUCUCUCUGUGAUGCAUUGCUGUUUAAUCUGCCUGUGACACGUGAAGAAAGCGUGUGCCAUCGUUGCAUUGUAGCAGUUGCUGAGAACACUUAUCACGUAGGAGAAAGCUCCUUGUCUCCUCUGCCGGACUGAACUGUGAGACACGCAAAUUUUAGAAAAACCUCAGGUUAAUUCACUCCAACACAGAAGAGAUUUGCAUUCCUCUUCACGAGCUGGGUUUAUAUACAUAGAUAUGUUAACGUGUCUCAUUUUUGCUGGUUGUCCGGGAUUUAUUUUUUUUGUUGUUGUUGUUG
This is a messenger RNA of Chanos chanos (milkfish), 3313 nucleotides long. It is a transcript of the gene tbx2b, whose product is annotated as T-box transcription factor 2b. Bases 86 to 2149 code for a protein of 687 amino acids. The record is from RefSeq and is a predicted model, not a curated record. Gene Ontology annotation, cellular component: nucleus; chromatin. NCBI's taxonomy places the organism in Eukaryota, Metazoa, Chordata, Actinopteri, Gonorynchiformes, Chanidae. Gene Ontology annotation, biological process: positive regulation of DNA-templated transcription; regulation of transcription by RNA polymerase II; cell fate specification. The transcript is spliced from 7 exons. Gene Ontology annotation, molecular function: DNA-binding transcription factor activity, RNA polymerase II-specific; RNA polymerase II cis-regulatory region sequence-specific DNA binding.